Molecule: messenger RNA, 2586 nt
Organism: Solea senegalensis (Senegalese sole)
Lineage: Eukaryota; Metazoa; Chordata; Actinopteri; Pleuronectiformes; Soleidae
Gene: tpo
Product: thyroid peroxidase
Biological process (GO): response to oxidative stress
Molecular function (GO): peroxidase activity; heme binding
Source: RefSeq, a predicted model, not a curated record
AUGAGGCCGGAGUUUUCAACUUGGAGUCAAGUGCCUUUCAUUUUGUUGUGUUUUCAUAUGACUGUUUUUCUUGCAGCCACAUUUAUCAGAGAAUUGCUCAUCUCAUCACACGAAGAAAGUGUUCAUAUUGUAAACGAAGCCUUCCGUUACUCUCGACAACGACGGAGUGCGUCCUCAUCCCCGUCCUCAUCCUCGUCCUCAUCCUCGUCCUCGUCCUCGUCCUCCUCGCAUAUGUUUACAUUCACUCGGCAAACGGAGCCUGAGACCCUGGGGAUUUCCCGAGCUGCAGAGGUGUUUCAAACAACUGUCCAAGUCCUCAGGAAAAGAGCACAGCAGAGAUAUAAAAGGAAUGUCACAGCAUCAGGGCUGUUGUCAUGGGAAGAUGUGGCACUGAUUGCAGAGCUGUCUCAGUGUCCUGCAGCAGCAUCUCCAGAUGUUUGUCACACCAACUCAAAGUACCGUUCCAUAUCUGGCAUCUGCAAUAACAGGCAAAAUCCUCUCUGGGGAGCAGCCAACACUCCCUUGGUCAGAUGGCUUCCAGCUGAAUAUGAAGACGAGGAGAGAGAACCCAGGGGCUGGAACCGAGGACGGCUCCAUAAUGGAUUCCAACUUCCUUCGCCUUGGGAAGUAAGCAAGAAAAUAUUGAGGAGAUCCUUUAAAAGUAAAGAUGACAUCUAUUCUCUCCUGCUGGUGGAGUGGGGGCAGUACAUCGACCACGACGUCACCUUCACACCACAAAGCACCAGCACUGCGGCGUUAUGGAGCGGUGUGGACUGUCUGAGCACCUGUGAAAAUGUGCAUCCAUGUUUUCCCAUUGAGACACAGCAUCACUGUUUGCCUUUUCACCGCUCCACACCUGCCUGCUUUAUCCAUCUGGGCUCAGAUAUUGAACAAGUUCUGCAGCGACAACAAAUGAAUGCCAUCACAUCAUUCAUGGAUGCUUCACUCGUGUAUGGCCACAGCUCCCAGCUGACGAGCUUCCUGCGUGACCUCCCCGGCCUUAACGGCAAACUCGCUGUCAACGAGCAAUUCAAGGAUCCAAAAGGAAGAGCCUACCUCCCUUUUGUCGCCAGUCUGCCAUCAACGUGCCGCCAGGGUCUUCAGCAGGAGAGAGUCGAGUGUUUCAGUGCAGGAGACAGUCGGGUCAACGAGGGGAUGCCCCUGACGUCCUUGCACACAUUGUGGCUCAGGGAACACAAUCGAAUUGCAGAGGCACUGAAAAGCAUUAACGGUCAUUGGAGUCCAGAGAUUAUAUUCCAGGAAACCCGCAAGAUUAUUGGAGCUCUGCACCAGAUCAUAACCAUGAGAGAUUACGUUCCAAAGAUCAUAGGCCCCGAGUCUUUUGAACAUUACAUUGGACCCUAUCAUGGAUACGAUCCAACAACGGACCCCUCAGCCUCCAAUGUGUUUGCCACUGCAGCAUUCAGGUUCGGCCAUGCUACGAUCCCUCCAAUACUCAGGAGACUGAACGAAAGCUUCCAGCCCCAUGAGCGCUUCCCCCACCUGAGACUACACGACACUUUCUUUAGCCCAUGGAGAAUAGUCAAAGAAGGUGGAGUUGAACCCGUCCUGAGAGGUAUCAUUGGAACUGCAGCACCAGUUGUUAGCACAAACAUGCUGAUGGCAGAGGAGCUCACAGAGAGGCUGAUUGUCCCCAAUGUAUCACAGCACAUGGACCUGGCUUCACUGAACCUACAAAGAGGACGAGAUCAUGGUCUUCCGGGGUACAAUGAUUGGAGAGUGUUUUGUGGGCUGAAGCGUGUGAAGACACUGGACCAUCUCAAAGAGGUUGUGGGAGACGACAUGGUUGCUGAGAUGAUACAAACCGUGUAUAAACACUUGGACAAUAUGGAUGUUUGGCUGGGAGGACUUGUUGAAAGGUUGCUGCCAGGCUCAAGGACGGGUGCCCUCUUUUCUUGCCUGAUUGGAAAGCAGAUGAAAGCACUUCGUGAUGGUGAUAGCUUUUGGUGGGAGGCUGACGGUGUUUUUACCCAGCAACAGAAGGUCGAGCUUUCAAAAGUGUCUCUGUCUCGGAUCAUCUGUGACAACACUGACAUACGGGAGGUGCCCUACGAUUCUUUCAGAUUUGGGAAAUACCCGACCAAUUACGUCCCCUGCAAUCACAUACCAUCAAUGAAUGUGAACGCUUGGAGACAUGAGAGGAGCAGAGACUCCGAGCAGUGUGGCUCUCCACCAAAGAUAAAGAAUGGGGAUUUCACAUUGUCCUCUUCAUCUGGGAAACUGGCUGCGCUGUACUCCUGUUACCAUGGUUUCCAAUUAAAAGGUGCCGCUGCGUUAGUUUGUGAGGGGAAUCGAUGGAGUGACAAACCCCCACAAUGUAAAGGGAAUCCUCAUUAGGUUGUUGCUGUGGGUCCAGAAAUGCUUCGGAAAUGCAGGAAAUGUCGCUGUAUUUAUUUUUAUUCUAUGAUUUUGUUGAUUAAAAUUGUGUCUUUGGAAACAGGGACGAAGCUACAUUUGCAGGAAUGACCAAAUAUACUGUAAUAAGUGGAAAUAUCCUGUCAAUGUAAAAUAUGCUUAAUUUUGAAUCUAUCUACAGUAAGGUGAUUUUCCUUCAUUUAAAAAAAA